Moesziomyces antarcticus is the source of this 672-nucleotide messenger RNA. Its product is annotated as glutathione s-transferase protein. The coding region runs from base 1 to 672 and encodes 223 amino acids. Lineage: Eukaryota; Fungi; Basidiomycota; Ustilaginomycetes; Ustilaginales; Ustilaginaceae. The record is from RefSeq and is a predicted model, not a curated record. The transcript has a single exon.
AUGUCUCGCGUCUUGUACUACCUCGAGGACUCGCGCGCGUUCCGCGUGGCAUGGGCAUUGGAGGAGCUCGAGCUUGACUACGACCUCAAGCACUACCGACGCAUCCAAGGCAAACGAGCCGAACCUACGCUCAAGUCCGAAUCUGGCAACCCGCUCGGCAAGUCACCCUACCUCGUCGACUCGGACGUCCAACUGGGAGAAUCGGCUGCGCAAGUCAAGUACCUCAUCCAGCGUUACGCUCCCGAAAGCUCGCUUCUAGGUCCCGUGGACGAUUGGCAGAAGCGGGGCGAUGUCGAGGCGUGGAUCUCGUUCAGCGAGGGCAUGAUGGUGCAUACCCUGGCGGCCAUCUACCCUCGCUGGUUCAGCGACGCUUCCUCGGCCUCGCAAAUCGAAGCCAAGAUGACGCCCAACAUUCAGAACAACCUCAACGCGCUAGAAUCCGCCCUGGCUGGCAACGACUACCUCGUAGGGGAUAGCCUGACAGCAGCCGAUCUCAUGUGCGUCUUCUCCGCCGAAUACACCCUCUACAUGGACACCGGCAUCUCGUCGGAUGGGAAAAAGAAGCAAGACUGGCCAAACACGCUGGCCUGGCUCAAGCGCUGCGCACAACGCCCAGCCUACCAACGUGUCCUCCAAAAGGGCGCCACACACAAGUUCACCGUGACCGAUUAG